Pipistrellus nathusii (Nathusius's pipistrelle) is the source of this 1254-nucleotide messenger RNA. Lineage: Eukaryota; Metazoa; Chordata; Mammalia; Chiroptera; Vespertilionidae. The record is from the annotation of a GenBank genome assembly.
AUGGCCGUGUGUGCAUACUUCAUUUUGAAGAUCCCUGCUGGAGCCAUGAUGUCUGGGAAGCUGUUCUCUGCAAGACCACGGUGCGUGCUGGAGGGCCUGGGGUGCUGGACUCAGGCCCCACGGGCAGCCCUGGGCCGGCUCCCCCUGCAGCACACCGCUCCCCGGCUGCUCUCGCUCAGUUCUGCGGACAGCGCCAAGGAACCCUCCAGAAAGAAACUGCUCUCCGAGAAAAAACUGAAAAGCCAUUUCGUGGACCAUCGCCGGGUGCUUGUCCGAGGGGGACGCGGAGGCGACGGGGUGAGCUGCUUCCACAGUGAGCCCCGGAAGGAGUUUGGGGGUCCCGAUGGUGGCGACGGAGGCAGCGGUGGCCACGUCAUCCUGAAAGUCGACCGACAACUCAAGUCACUGUCCUCAGUCCUGUCCCAGUACCGGGGCUUUGAUGGAGAAGAUGGUGGCAGUAAAAACUGCUUCGGGCGAAGUGGCGCUCUCCUCUACGUCCGGGUCCCCAUGGGCACUUUGGUGAAGGAGGGGAACGAAGUUGUGGCUGACCUCUCACGCCCCGGGGAUGAGUAUGUGGCUGCUCUGGGCGGGGCAGGAGGAAAGGGCAACCGCUUUUUCCUGGCCAAUGAUAACCGCGCGCCCGUCACCUGCACCUCCGGGGAGCCUGGGCAGGAGCGGGAACUCUUCCUGGAGCUCAAGACCAUGGCCCACGCUGGCAUGGUCGGAUUCCCCAACGCAGGCAAGUCCUCGCUUCUCCGGGCCAUUUCAAACGCGAAGCCCGCCGUGGCUGCCUACCCGUUCACGACCUUGAACCCUCACGUGGGCAUUGUGCACUAUGAGGACCACCAGCAAGUAGCAGUGGCGGACGUGCCGGGCAUCAUCCGAGGCGCACACCAGAACCGCGGCCUGGGGCUGGCCUUCCUCAGACACAUCGAGCGCUGCCGCUUCCUCCUGUUCGUGGUGGACCUGGCGGUGCCGGAGCCCUGGACCCAAAUCGAGGACCUGAAGUAUGAGCUGGAGAAGUACGAGCGAGGCCUGUCUGAGCGGCCCCACGCCGUCGUCGCCAAUAAGAUUGACCUUCCUCAGGCGCGAGCCAACCUGCCCACGCUGCAGGCCCGCCUGGGCGGGAAGGCCAUCGGCCUGUCGGCGCUCACGGGGGAGAACCUGGAGGAGCUGCUGCUGCGCAUCAAGGAGCUGCAUGACGAGCACGUGGCCGCCAGCCGGGCGCAGGGCCACCAGCUGUUCCGGUGGUAG